CACAAAUUUAGUCACCACGCGAUUUGUGAAUUUGGUCAAUUUUCUUUUGUGGAAGUUCUCUUAGUUUGAUCUUGUGAUUUUAAUUUAAUUGUAUCAAAAUGUAUGGACAGCAACCGAUAAUAGUUUUGAGCCAAAACACAAAACGUGACUCCGGCCGGAAAGUUCAAUUGGAGAAUAUUAAUGCUGGAAAGACAAUAGCAGACGUUAUUCGAACAUGCCUCGGGCCGCAGGCGAUGUUGAAAAUGUUGAUGGAUCCGAUGGGUGGAAUUGUGAUGACAAAUGACGGCAAUGCCAUACUCAGAGAGAUUACUGUUCAGCAUCCUGCAGCUAAAACUAUGAUAGAAAUAGCAAGAACACAAGAUGAAGAGGUUGGAGAUGGCACAACAUCGGUAAUUGUAUUAGCAGGAGAGAUGUUGGUUGUUGCUGAACCCUUCCUUGCCCAAAACAUUCACCCAACAGUAAUCAUCAGAGAAUACAGACAGGCCUUAGAGGAUGCCGUUAAGUUGCUGGAAGAGAAAAUCUCUAUACCUAUUGAUCUUAAUGAUAGGGAUAAGCUGAAAGAAGUUAUUCGAUCCUGUGUAGGCACUAAAUACAUUGGUCGUUGGGCUGACUUGGCCGUAGAUAUUGCUCUUGAUGCAGUCAACACAGUCACUGUCAAUGAAAAUGGACGUGUUGAAGUUGAUAUUAAAAAUUAUGCUAAAGUUGAGAAGAUUCCCGGAGGUACAGUUGAAGAGUCAAAAGUGUUAAAUGGUGUGAUGGUCAACAAAGAUGUAACUCAUCCAAAAAUGCGUCGUUAUAUUGAGAAUCCACGUAUCAUUCUUUUGGAUUGUCCUCUUGAGUACAAGAAAGGAGAGAGCCAAACUAAUAUUGAGAUUGUUGGUGAUCAGGACUUUACCAAACUUUUACAAUUGGAAGAAGAGCAUGUCCAACGUCAGUGUGAAGACAUUAUUGCAUUGAAACCCGAUGUUGUGUUCACCGAGAAGGGAGUAUCUGAUUUAGCGCAGCAUUAUCUAGUCAAGGCUGGAAUUACAGCUAUUCGCAGAUUGCGUAAAACCGACAACAACCGUCUAGCGAGGGCUUGUGGCGGCACCAUCGUCAACCGCACGGAGGAGUUAAAGGAGAGCGACGUGGGCACGCAAGCCGGACGCUUCGAGGUCAAGAAGAUCGGCGACGAUUACUUCACAUUCGUCACCGAGUGCAAGAAUCCCAAGGCUUGCACAAUUCUUCUGCGCGGCGCUUCUAAGGACAUAUUGAAUGAGAUCGAGAGGAAUCUCCAAGACGCUCUACAUGUCGCUAAAAAUCUGGUGCUGAACCCCCGCCUGGUGGCCGGGGGCGGCGCGUGCGAGAUGGCCGUGUCCAGCGCGCUGUCGGCCCGCGCGCCGCACGCCACGCCCUACCGCGCCGUCGCCAGCGCGCUCGAAAUAAUCCCGCGCACGCUGGCACAAAACUGCGGCGCCAACACCAUCCGCACGCUGACCGCCCUGCGCGCCAAGCACGCCGCCGGCAGCGUCACCAGCGGCAUCGACGGCGACUCCGGAGACAUCGUCGACAUGGCCAUCAAGGGCAUCUGGGAGCCGCUCGCCGUCAAGCUGCAGGUAUACAAAACAGCAGUAGAGACCGCAAUCCUCUUGCUCAGAAUCGAUGACAUAGUAUCCGGCUCCAAGAAGAAGAACAGCAACGAGCCCACUGCCCCGGCUGAAGCAGCUGCUAUGCAAGAAUAAACUAUCAAUACUUAAUUAUGAAUAUAUUAAACAAUUAUUAUAAUAACCUGCACUGUGACUAAUGAUAUUUAUUAAUCUUACAUCAGCUAGAAUGUAUAGUUAGUUAAUUAUCAAAUUUCACAUAAUUCUCAAGAACAAUAAACUAAAUUUAUUUUUAAUUUAAUGAGUAAAGGUUAUGAGAUUAAUUGGAAUGAAAGUAUCUUAUACCUUUGUUGGAUUAAAUAGCGCAACCAUACUAUACUACUACAAAUAGUAAUUUCACAAGCAAAACUUACAUUUGUGCAUAGCGAACCCAUGCAUAACAUGUCGAUAGAAUGAGUUUGAAAACUUUAUGAAAUCUUCAAUCAUAAUUAAAUUUGAUUUCAAGAUUUCCCUAUUUUUACAUAUACGGUAUAUAUAUCGUAAGAGUUGGUUAUUAUAAUAAUUUGUCCUUAUUUUUAACACAUUAACAAGGGCCUUAAGUGCUGAUUGCGUUAGAUUGUACGCUAGGAAUGAACGAAUCCAUUAAACAUAUUUUUCAAUGCACAAGAAUGAACAUGUUUCCUUUUUUAUGUCAGAGG
Molecule: messenger RNA, 2281 nt
Organism: Vanessa atalanta (red admiral)
Lineage: Eukaryota; Metazoa; Arthropoda; Insecta; Lepidoptera; Nymphalidae
Gene: CCT3
Product: T-complex protein 1 subunit gamma
Exons: 12
Coding region: 99-1721 (540 amino acids)
Biological process (GO): protein folding
Cellular component (GO): chaperonin-containing T-complex
Molecular function (GO): ATP binding; ATP-dependent protein folding chaperone; ATP hydrolysis activity
Source: RefSeq, a predicted model, not a curated record